UGGGUGUGACUGGAAGUUGAGAGAAGAACUGGCACAAUGGCCACAACAACAAACGCUGCAGGCUGCUCUUCGUCUUCUGUUUUACCUCCAUAACAUAUAAUGGUAUCACCCUACAUAUCGAUAAGGUAUAUAUACACUGACAUCAGUAAUGAAUUAUUGAAUAGAUGAAGUAUUGGUAAAUGUAUAUUACAAUAUGAAUUGGACAGUGGAAAAAGAUGAAGUAGAUUGUGAGAACAUUGUUGGGCACAGUUGUAGAGAACAGUGUGCAAGACAAGUAUUACCAACUGAAGGAAAGAAUUCUAAGUAUACAAGAAAUUAUUCAAUGUUGAAAUAAUUAAAAACUUGUGUGCAAAUUCACCCCCUCAUAAUACUUUUGUCACUUGUAGUAAUAUUUAACCAGCCAUCACAAGUAGUGUACUUGUAGUAUAUCAGCCUGAGUAUCAUCAGAGGAACUGUACAUAUAACAAGAGUAUAUAAUUUUUGUACUCUUCCCUGUUGAGUGUUACUAUAGUGUAUGUUGUAAGUCAAAAACAGUGUUUGUUAAUUUAUAUAUUAAUGACAACUAAAGUUAUUUGUGUAACUCAUUCUUUACACUAUUUUUCACAUUUAAUCAAAGAGGUAUUGAGGAACCUUAUUAAUAAUGGUGUAGUCACAUCACAAACUGGAUCUUCCAUCACACUUGCCUCCCCACUGUCCACCCAUCUCAGCAUCAAUACAUCAGUGUCAGUAAAUUACAUUCACUAAUAGAUUUGUUUCAGUUGUGUUUGUUGUUUUUCAAAUAUAAUUAACAGUAACAAGAUAUUAAUAGCUCCUGUAGGAGGAAACCAUUUCCCAGUUCAGAGUCACUAAAACCUUUGAACACAAUACACACAGUUUUAUAAUGGAAGGUCACUCAGAGGAACAGUCGGAGUCUCCCAGAGAAUUGUCUGUAAAUUCACAUCAGGUAACAAAUUUGAAAGAUGACUUACACCAGAAACUGUUUGCGUGUCCAGAAUGUCAAAAAGGUUUUCCACAAAAAUAUAAAUUAAAUUACCAUAUGAGAAUUCAUACAGGAGAGAAAUCAUAUCAAUGUUCUGAGUGUCUGACAGACUUUGCCCGAAGAGGUACUUUAGCUGCACAUAUGAGAAUUCAUACGGGAGAGAAACCUUAUCAGUGUUCUCUGUGUCUGAAUGAUUUUGCCCGAAAAAGUCAUUUAGUCACACACAUGAGAAGUCAUACGGGAGAGAAACCUUAUCAGUGUUCUGUGUGUCUGAAAGACUUCGCACUUAAAUCUUCUUUAGUUGCACACAUGAGAAGUCAUACAGGAGAGAAACCUUUUCAGUGUUCUGUGUGUCUGAAAGACUUUGCACAUAAAUCUUCUCUAUAUGUACACAUAAAAAGUCAUACAGGAGAGAAACCAUAUCAGUGUUUUUUGUGUCUGAAAGACUUCUUACAUAAAUCUUCUUUAGACGCACAUAUGGGAAGUCAUAGAAAAGAGAAACCACAUCAGUGUCCAGAAUGUUUGAAGGACUUUCAAGAUAAAUCUAAUCUCAAAAGACAUAUGAGAAUUCAUACAGGAGAGAAACCAUUCCAGUGUUCAGAAUGUCAUAGAGGAUUCUCUGAAAAACGUUCUGUAGUAAAACACAUGAAAGUUCACAAAGUAAAACCCUUUCACUGUGUAAGAUGCAAGAAAGUCUUUAAGGAGAAAGAGAGUUUAACAUUACAUACAGAGAGAUGUUCCCAGAUUCACCAAGUGCCUAACUCACAUUUUAAUGAAGGUGAAAGCUGCCAGGAUUUCCACCAUGACUUGAGCUUGUCAUCCCAACCAACAGUGGAGAUGGGUGUUUCUGAAGGAGUGAAAAAGUGUGUUUCUGAAGGAGUGAAAAUGGAAACUAAUUGUGAUCCACUCUCAGAAGCUUCACCAGGGCCUGAGAUAAUUGAUCAAUCAUCUUUAAAGAUGGAGUGCCAGGAACAAGCAGUUUAUAUUAAGGAAGAAUUUUGAAGUUGUUUUUGUUGAAUACACUGUAUUGUACUUGUGCUACUGAUAUUCUUAUUAGACUGAACUUCAUGUUAUGUACAUUUUGUGAAUAAAAUCGUUACAUUUUAUGAUUGAAACAAAAAGAUAUAAAAUUGAAACCUUUUGAAAUCCCAAACAUGACUUGUGGGCACAUUGGUGGCAGUCAUUUCCCUACCCAAGUGCAGGUCUCUGGCAACUGUACAGGUACAGUACCUUUUUUUUUAUGCAAAAGUUCUGUUUAUGUAAUUUUGUAAUACAGUAGAACCUCCUUAUUUCUAACUGCUCUUACAAACUUUGCUUAAUCAAAUGAAUUUCAAAUUCAAACAGAUUGUUCAACAUAUAUCCUUAGUGAAACAUGGCCUUUGUUAUGCUAUAUGUUUCAUAUGCCAAAAAUAAACAAAAUCUGUAUAAUAAAAAAUAAAAAUGAUACAUAGUGCAUCAUAAAAUACA
Homarus americanus (American lobster) is the source of this 2446-nucleotide messenger RNA. Its product is annotated as gastrula zinc finger protein XlCGF8.2DB-like. The record is from RefSeq and is a predicted model, not a curated record. Gene Ontology annotation, cellular component: nucleus. Bases 881 to 1981 code for a protein of 366 amino acids. Gene Ontology annotation, molecular function: DNA-binding transcription factor activity, RNA polymerase II-specific; RNA polymerase II transcription regulatory region sequence-specific DNA binding. Gene Ontology annotation, biological process: regulation of transcription by RNA polymerase II. The transcript is spliced from 2 exons. NCBI's taxonomy places the organism in Eukaryota, Metazoa, Arthropoda, Malacostraca, Decapoda, Nephropidae.